AUGGGAACUGUGGGCUCACGACCAAGGUCUUGCUUUGCUCCAUUUCAAAAAUCCUUUUCCAUCAAUAGUUCUGCUUCUCGGGAGGAUUGCCAAUGUCCUAAGACGGAGUCAUGGAAAGAGGAUACAGAUUGCUGCUCCUGGGGUGUGGUGACUAGUGACAUGAGGACUGGUCAUGCAAUUGGCCUUGACCUAGGUUGCAGCAUGCUUCAUGGAACCCUCAAUUCCAAUAGCACCCUCUUCUUCCUUGGCCAUCUCCAAAAGCUUGACCUGUCUCACAAUAAUUUCGACAGGUCUCCUGUUUCAUCUCAAUUUGGCCAGUUCUUGCAUUUGACACAUCUAAACCUAAAUUCGUCGAAUUUUGUAGGCGAAGUUCCAUCAAAAAUCUCCCAUCUAUCCCGAAUGGUGUCACUUGAUCUCUCUUAUAACUCUGAGCUGAUGGUAGAGCCAAUUGCGUUUCACAAGCUUGCUCAAAACCUUACCCAGCUAAGAGAACUCCACUAA
This is a messenger RNA of Dovyalis caffra, 501 nucleotides long. The record is from the annotation of a GenBank genome assembly. NCBI's taxonomy places the organism in Eukaryota, Viridiplantae, Streptophyta, Magnoliopsida, Malpighiales, Salicaceae.